GAACCAAAGUUCUAUUUCAGAUUUUUUUAAAAAUAUAUCUUCUAAUUCAGCAAUAUAUGAAAAUUUUGUUCAAUCACAAGAAUUAUAUGAAGAGAUUGUUUUUGAACAAGGCCUUUCUGAUAGUAAAAUCGUUUAA
This is a messenger RNA of Scutellospora calospora, 136 nucleotides long. NCBI's taxonomy places the organism in Eukaryota, Fungi, Glomeromycota, Glomeromycetes, Diversisporales, Gigasporaceae. The record is from the annotation of a GenBank genome assembly.